Molecule: messenger RNA, 580 nt
Organism: Camellia sinensis
Lineage: Eukaryota; Viridiplantae; Streptophyta; Magnoliopsida; Ericales; Theaceae
Source: RefSeq, a predicted model, not a curated record
AUGGCGGCGGCUUUGGAUUCUCCCAAGUACGUGCCGUUGCCGAGCGGUGGUGGGAGGUCAAGGCCGGUGUCUGCGAGGAAGUUGGCAGCGACGCUGUGGGAGAUGAAUGAGGUUCCGUCGCCUAGGGUUGGGGACAAUUUGGAAGAGAAGAAAGCGGUCAAGAGAGAGAUGAGAGUUAGAGAGAGAAUGGGGGUACCGAGAUCGGUGCAUUCGGGUUCUCUACCUCCGCAUUUGUCUGAUCCAUCUCACAGUCCUAUUUCAGAGAGCAGAGCAGAGCAGUACUGUAUGCGUUGGGGUCUGCUACCCUCUACAAAAAAAUUACAGGAAUGUGCUUGGAAAAAGCUUUACAUCCAGAUUAGUUAUGUCCAAAUGCAGGCAGCAAAGAGAAGCCAAACACCUCUUCCUUCUCAGGUGAAUGAUGACCGGAUUAUUCUUGACAAGACUCUUACUGAUCAAGUGUCUAUAUGGAAAAGCAGCAGAGGCCUGACUGAUAAGGUGGUCUUGGACCAUGAUUGCUCUGGAGAAACAUGUACUUACUAUCAAAUUGGAGAUGUAUUUGUUUGUGAGAAGACUGGGUAGG